CCUAGGGACCGUCUAAGUUGGGUAGAUAUUGUGGACAGCCUCCUUGGGUUAUAUUCCAUGAUGGCUCCCCCUGCAAGCUAUCUAGAUCUGGGAGAAAAAUAUAUCUGCCCUUUAUGGAUGUUCAGGCGGUAUGAUUGCUUUCAACGACGUCUUCAAGACUUCCUCCCGAGAUUUCAAAAGAUUAUAGAAAAUGGUGGUCUGACAGAAUCCUUCCUCAAUGGGCCAGUGAUGAAGAAAGAUAUAGAGCAGCAUAGUCUAGAAUUCAGCGACACUGUGUCAGUAUAUGUGCUUGGUCAUGUUAACUCCCUGAGCCUUCCUGACAGUCUGUUAGUAUCCAACACAAAAGAACCAUCAGUCCCCUCCAUGAAAGUGGACAUCUCUGAGCCCAUGGAGACAGAUGAACCCAUCUCCAUAAUAUCUAAUAACAGAAGGGUGGAUUCAUUGCCUAAGCUGUCACAGGAGACGUCAUCCUGGUCAGAUUUCAAGGCAGCUAUGUCCGGUGCCUCUUCAUAUAGAACAUGCUUUGCAGUGUUUGGGAUCUCAAAUAAACAGGAGGAAGAAGAGGCCAUAUCUUUAUCAACACAACUGACAAGUUAUCAGAGGAGAAAUGUCCUCAUCUUUAGCACUGAAGAUCAAAAGUGUUAUGAAUUUCACAAUGGUAGCCUUCAACCAACAGACCUGGCUUUGGCAGAAACAAUUCAGAGAAUGUUGGAGGUGAAGAUCAUGGCCUUGUUUGAUAACAUCGCUCAGUUCUUAAAAAAGUUUCGACUCAAGGAAGGGUGUCGUCCGGACGACCGGCUCUACUAUGCUGUAGAUUUAGGUCUUCGUAACAGCCUGAUGGAUGAGUACACGCUACUGGACAUCAUACCGUUAGUAAAAGAUGAUUCAACUGAAGAAGAAAUAAAGAAUAAGCAAACUGAACUCGACCACAACCUCACCGAGUUUGUCAAAAGGAAAACAAAGUGUAUACUAGUGCUGCAUUUUGCCUCAGAGCAUGGCAUGUCUCAAGAUAUCGUCCUCGAAUUCUUCAAUGACGGGUAUUUUGUGCUGGAUUCGAAAAUAUCUGAAGUGUUAGAAGACGUCAGUAAACCCAGGUUAGAGGAGGUUAAAGAGAGAGGAGCAAAUAGGUGGAAGUUUAGAGAAUUUGUACAAUCGUUUACAUGGAAGGCCUCAAAGGACCUUGAUAAAGCUCAAGAAUAUAUACAGGACAAAGUCCAGUAUUUCAAAAAAAUGGGAAAGCUUGAGUUUGAGAUGAAUGGUAUCCUGCAGUUGUCAAGUGUCCCCAUAGAGACUGAGAUUCCUGCCCUUCCUACCAUCAGCCUGGAGUGCCAGUGCAAGAUACUCGAGAUGGAAGAGAUUUGGGCAUGUGGUCAUCUGUAUGGAAAGUUGACACUCUUUGUUGACAAACCAUUAAGCAUCCCCAGCCAGACGGAAAUCGAAUUUCUCCUGAAAGAGUACAAAUACACAUAUGGUUACAUUUCUGUCGAAUCAUCCUCGGCAAAACAAGGAAAAUGUUUUGGUCAAAUUGCAUGUGGCCACCUUUUGUGUGGUCAGAAACAAAAUGCAAACGAUCCACAUAACAGCUAUGUUAGCUUCUCAUUGGGCUGUUUCGUAAACAUUAAAAAAUUAAACGAAUCCGAAAACACAGACCUGUAUGCAAUUUCAUGUGGACAUUGUCUUCAAGACUGUAUUGAUGAAGUGUAUGAAGGAGAUAAUAGAGCACACUUUGGACAGAAAACAUAUUUACUUAAUAAAUAUCAUUUUUAUGAUAUUGCUGCCAUUCAAGUCACCAAAUCUGUAAGCGAAGAAUGUACAGGUUUGCUUUACCAAUCUGGCAGAAUGAAUGAGGUUCCAUGGGGUAUUUGGAGGAACAAUCAACCUAUUGUUGGUCAAGAAGUAUACAAGUACGGAAGUAAAACUAAUUAUACUAGUGGUAUUGUGGUCAGCACAGAUACUAUACUGAAGGAUGUAGCCGAGAAAGAAAAACACGAGUGUGCAAAAAAUGCUGCCGAAAAAAGUGCUUUAUUAUGUCAGAUUCUUGUUCAGCCUAAAGAGGAUGGAAUCAAUAGGGAUGUGUUCUCGGACGAGGGAGACAGUGGAUCUGUUAUCUGCAUGCAGGACCUCGACUCAAAUGAUGUGAAGGUGUUGGCGUUAUUGAUUGGUGCAUACCAAAGUAAAGACGAAAAUAAAUAUAUCUGUUCAUACGGCAGUUGUUUUGCAGCAUUGAUUGAAGAACUGGAAAAGGAGCAUAAAAUUGAAAUAACACCAGCUUGCGGGUCUACGGCCAACAGACAGCAAACAUAAAAAACUUUUCAGAACCAUGAAAAGGAAAGGCUCUUUGUAAUUAAUAAUGGAGAUGUAAACACCUGUGGAUUUGUCUGUUGUUGUUAUCUUUACUAAGAAUACAUUUUUGUUUUUCUUGAGCAUGAUUACUCAAUGUGAGCUAUUGUAAUCUCCCAAUGCCGAGCGUUCGUCAGGAUGCGAAUUUGACGAGGCCACAUUUUUCAUCCAAACUUUUAAAACUUUUUCAGAAUAUGUAUCUGUACAAUGUCUUGGCCGAGAUCGAAUCUGGGUCACGUGUGUCUAAAAACUAGGUCUCCAGUUCAAAUCUUAGAAACACAUUGUUACCACUCUAGAGGCCACAUUAAUGAUUCAACUUUAAUGAAACCAGAUCAGAAUGUUUGUUUUGACAAUAUCAAACCCGAGUUUGUAUCUGACUCACGUGCGUCGAAAACUGGGUCACUAGGUCAAAAGUUUAAAAACUUUGUAACCAUUCUAGAAGCUACAUUUAUGACUAUACUGUAAUGAAUCAUGACUAUAAUGUGUAUCUUGACUAUAUCUAGACCGAGUUUUAAUCUAGUUUACGUUCGUCACUAUAUUAAAUGUUCAAUGGAAAAUAACUUAUUAGUUUAGAUGCAUCAUUUAUGACUCGAUCUUGAUGAACCUUGGUCAGAAUGUUUAUUGAGACACCAUGUUAAAAGUCUGGGGGGUUUGAAUAAUAAAAUUGCCAUAUUGACCUGGUGAUGUUUUCCGGAAAAAGGGCAUAUUGGAACAUCACAGAUGAACACAGAGGGAGUCAGAUUAACAGAUAGAGUGCAUGUAUCACGAAUUUCAUUGAAUGAUGAUGAAUUACCCAUCGGAUGGAGACGGAAUUGAUGCCGUUCAACCCAACGGAGUUAAUGUGUCAUAAGUACUUGUUCUUUUUCUAGUGCGACAUACCUAUUAGAAACUAGUGAUGAAAAGUUAGUUCUUGGUGAAAGAAAUUUAUCUUCGUAGAAAUGUAACGUAUUUCACCAGUUAUUCGCAACAGCUCCAAACUAUUUAAUAAAGGUGUGAUAAAUCGAACAGGUACUGACUUGUUUUGAUGCGAUGAAGCUUUAAACGGCAUCGCUUUUAUAUAUGACAUAAUGAUGAAAAUGUAUUUGGUUAUAGCAUAUUUUAAUUAUUUUUUAAAAUUGUAAUGUGAUAAAUUGUUAGUUCUUAUAAUUGGUAUAUCGAACUGCUUGCAUAAUUGUUUGUACAUAUGCCCAUCCAUUUUCAUAUUAUUCAACAAUUAACUCGUUUUUGUUUGCUGGGCAUCUACCGGUAAUUACAGAUAUCAGAAUCACAAUAAUUAGGGAUCAUUCAUUGUGUACGUUUGGUGGGGCAUUGCCCAUUGGACACAUAGCAUGUGCAAUUGUGCAAACUCGUUACAAAACAUGCAUUUCGGCGCUUAUUUACUAGAUACAUGGUGUAGGGUUUGAAGCUUACCAAUAUGUUUAAUUCAUUUAAAACAAAUAAUAAAUCGCCCAUCUCAUAUGUUAUUUUCCUUUUUUUGGGCAAGAGUCAAAAGUUUAACUAAAGUUGAAAAUUGCUAAAAGUAUAAUACACAAUUGAAACGAAAUUUCCAUUCAGGUAAAAUUGUAUUAAUGAGAUUUAAGCUAAAUUUAUAUCCUGCGUUUGAUUUUAUGGACAUUUACAAUAAUUGAAUAUUUUCCAAUGAAAACUUUUAAUUAACACUGGUCACUUGUAUUUACUGGUGUGAAGAAGUUCACAGAGAACAUACCUUCCAUUUAAAUCUUAGCUUCUAAUCGUCAUGAGCUGGACAACUCAUUUUGACUGUCCAUCAAGCGUUCUGUACAGAAUUUAAUUUAUUCAUUUUACAGGCUUAGCUUGUGUGGACACCGUUAACAAUUGCCAACAAUAUUCCUCAAGUAAAACUGUAAACAUUACUGUCUAUUUUCCUUAGUGUUGUUUAUCUUACGUGUCAUACUUUUCAUGCAAUAUUCUUCUUACCACCAUAAGCUACACUAGCCCCUUUGCGGGCUGUCUAUUACACUUUAUAUUUUCCUUAAUAACGAUAUUUCUCCAUGCAAACAUCAUGUCUGUGAUAUAAAUGUUCUUUUGAAUCCUAUACAACAUUACUUUGUACUAAAUAUGUUUUCUACAGCUUCUAGUUUGUAAAGAUUUUUAUCCGUUUGGUAAUGUCAUGGAUAACGUCACUUAAAUUUUGAAUAAAUUGUUUCAAACCUUU
This is a messenger RNA of Dreissena polymorpha, 4513 nucleotides long. RefSeq lists its product as uncharacterized. The record is from RefSeq and is a predicted model, not a curated record. The coding region runs from base 58 to 2304 and encodes 748 amino acids. The transcript has 11 exons. Lineage: Eukaryota; Metazoa; Mollusca; Bivalvia; Myida; Dreissenidae.